AUGUUUUCUUCCAGUCGCUCUGAACCUACCUCCUCCUCGCUGUCACUGGCACACGCUAUUGACGAGAUCCGCAACUCAUCAACGGUACCUUUCAAUGUGGACGACUUGAUAAAGACACACGGAAUCAGCUUAUCUAGCAGUGCUCAAGAGCAGUGGGGUGCACCCCGCAAACAAGAUAGCAAUGGUGUUGUUGCCAAGGAAACGUUGAAGCAGCUAAAAGAAGCAGCAACCAGUGACGAGUCGCCACAUGUAUACGACCAAGCGCGAGUUUGGGUGGAUGAGUAUCUGCAAUCAGUGCAAUCACUUGGCACGUGGGCCGACGACGCAUCACAGCAAAUCAAUCAAGUGCAAAUUGCUAGAGACACCCUCAAAGACAUUAUUACUAGAAUCGAAGAGCACAUCCCACAUAAAUAA
This is a messenger RNA of Lichtheimia ornata, 414 nucleotides long. RefSeq lists its product as uncharacterized. Lineage: Eukaryota; Fungi; Mucoromycota; Mucoromycetes; Mucorales; Lichtheimiaceae. The record is from RefSeq and is a predicted model, not a curated record. The transcript is spliced from 2 exons. Bases 1 to 414 code for a protein of 137 amino acids.